This is a messenger RNA of Myxozyma melibiosi, 2007 nucleotides long. RefSeq lists its product as uncharacterized. The transcript has 2 exons. The coding region runs from base 1 to 2007 and encodes 668 amino acids. The record is from RefSeq and is a predicted model, not a curated record. NCBI's taxonomy places the organism in Eukaryota, Fungi, Ascomycota, Lipomycetes, Lipomycetales, Lipomycetaceae.
AUGGUGCUCUGGUCUCCCGCCGGCCGCAUCUCCUGGCGGCUCAGCAAGCAGCGCACGAUUCUCCUCGUCGCUGUCAACGUCCUGCUCGUGCUGCUCAUCUUCACCCGCUCGGCGUUCACAAUCGACAAGCGCGAGAGCAUCAGCCAAUUCUCCCGUUUGAAAAAUGCUGCCGUCAGCGGCGGCAAAGAGCUCGAGGAGCAGCUGGACCAGCAAGAUCUGGCAACCCGGGUUCCAACUGACGAGGAGCUGCAGGCGCACCCGCGGCCGCUUGAGCUUCUGCGUCACUGCGAUAAUGAAGAGGAGCGCUAUGAGGGCCAGUCGAACAUGCUUGUCUCCCGCAGUGGGCCAGAGCAGACGAUGCUGCGAAUGGACUUUGGCUUUGAGUCCAAUAAAAAGUUUGACAGAUAUAAUCCCAACGUCUUGCCGUUCCCGGCCGGAUACAAGCACCAGUACUUUGGUCUUGCGCGACAGACCAAGAAGGGCCCUCUGUUUCUUCACCACGAACUAGUCUUUUGCGAGAUGGAGUGGGGUCACAUCAAGGUGACGAACCGCAAGAUCCUCAAGUGCGUCGGCAAGGGCAACGCUGUGCAACUCAAGCUUCCACAGUGGGACUCCAAGAAGGGAUCUUGCAACCCGGAUUUCCUCGAGAUCGCACAGGGCCAGCUUGAUCCGCGACUGUUCUUCUCGCCGAGCGGCGAGCCGCUGAUGAUUGUCGGCACGAACGGAAAGUCAAACUGCUUGUCGCAGUUCAUCAUCGAUCUGAGAGCUGUCAUUCCUGAUUUAAAUGAAAAGAUGAAGCUCGAGCAUCUGCCUAUUAAAUACACGGAGCUCACAGAGCUACCUAGAAACGACCUGCAUCCGAUCGAGAAAAACUAUUUUAUCUUUUACGACGCAGAAAACAAACCGCUGGUGCACCACGAGUUUAAGCCCCGGUCGAUGACGACGCUCGAUAGCGAGUUCACUGGCCGCAACCUUCUCCGGAUCGACAAGCAGACGCCGCCGGCAUGCAUCACCAACUUGCUCAAGAAGUUCAGCGACAAGCGGUUCAAGACAUUACUGCACCAGUCGUCGAACGCGCUGCGGGUUACGCUGUGCGAGUUCCCGUGCGUGCCCACGAUUCACAAUACGGUCGAGGCGGCAAUUAUCCAUGUCAAGUACUCGUUCGACAUGGUGCCGUACUACAAGAGAUAUAUGGUAUUCAUGAACCUGACGUCGCCGUACGAGAUCGUGGGCGUGUCAAGCAGUUUGAUGUACGCUGGAUCUGACGAGCGCGACAUGCUCUUCACGGUCUCGAUGGCAUGGGACAAGCAUUUCCAGAAACGACGGGAGUGGGAAGACGCGAGCGAUCUGCCGGCAGGAUACGUACCGUGGUCGGCGUCGCUGACCGCGGCUACUUAUAGCCAGAUGCAGGUCUCGCCUGAGGCUCUUGCUGCGGCUGGGUUGGCCGAUCCCAACGCACCGAUAGUGCCGGCUGUUGUUCCGGCUGCUGCACCGGUUGCGCCGGUGACGGAUGGAGGGUUUAUGCCUAUGGCGCAGGGGAUGCCCGCUGAGGCUGCGAAGGCGCCGUCUAAUUUCAGACUGAGAAAGCGACAGGCUCCAGCGGCAGGGUUUGAUGCGCCAGCACCUGUCGCUCAAGCACCCGUAGCAGCAGCACCUGUCGCUCCAGCACCUGUCGCUCCAGCACCUGUCGCUCCAGCAGCAGUUCCCGCCGGAGCAGCACCCGACAUUGCGGCGAUUGCAGCGGGCACUGGACCAGAUCUGACGAGACAGGGCAAGGAGAUCACACUCGCGGACGAAGCCAACCACGAGACGAUCGAUGAACCUCCCGCCCCGCCAGAGCCAGAGCACAUUGCCAAGAAGAGCAAGAACCCGCUGAUUAGCGAGUACCACCACGGGUGGAUCGACGACAUGCUGUUGAUCAAUAUAGGAAUUCGCGACUUUGACAGCGCGAUUAUGCAUGUGCGGAUGAGAGAUGUUGUUGAGUGCAUGCAGGUAUGCUCUCGAUAA